Molecule: messenger RNA, 2414 nt
Organism: Homarus americanus (American lobster)
Lineage: Eukaryota; Metazoa; Arthropoda; Malacostraca; Decapoda; Nephropidae
Gene: RsfS312
Exons: 6
Coding region: 137-1216 (359 amino acids)
Biological process (GO): negative regulation of translation; negative regulation of ribosome biogenesis
Cellular component (GO): mitochondrion
Molecular function (GO): ribosomal large subunit binding
Source: RefSeq, a predicted model, not a curated record
UUACAUAGAGGGGGAAAUGGUUUAGAGUCACAGUCUCUGGUUUACACACACACUGGCUCUGUAUACAAUAACAAACAGACGGCUCCGAUGGUCUGUGGCACAGAUGAAAAGUUGAAGAAGCAGUUCACUGGACAUCAUGUUGCGUUUAUUGUCAUUAAGGAUCUGUGAACUGUGCACAAAGACAUCACCUCGGCUAACUAUUAAUAGAUGCACUUCCACGACUAUUCUUGGCCACCUCCAAAGGCUUGAUGCAGUAGUUCCCUCUCAGUGUGAUUUAUCACUACAGUUUUUGAGGGAGUACUCUAACUGUAGGUUAAGUACAUAUUGUGUGACAAGGAAUAGUGAUAAGAAUGAUGAUGUAAAUUAUUCUCAAGAUCCAGAGGUCAGAGAUUGGCUGAGGGAGAUGCAAAAUGACUUUUCAAAAGAACAUAAGAAUAUAGAAGAUAAAGAUGUCAUGAAUGAAAAGCAGAUUGAGGCUAUUGAAUACAAGGAGAAUCAAAAGAAAAGUGGAAGUAAAGAACAGAUGACAAAAACUCAUCCAACCACACAGGAUGAUGAUGGUGCUGUGGAGGCUGAAGGUCUCUUACAAGCCAGACCUCCAAAUAAUACUUGGGCCCAUAAUAUUUCUCAGAAGUACAAGAAGUUUGAUUCAAGCUCAUCAGAAAUAAUAUAUGAUUAUAAUGAGGAACAACUUCGAAGGGAGGAAGAGAUGGUUCGACAGCAAGAGGAGGAAGAAGAGGAGGAGGAGAUUGUUUUGAAACGUGGUGAGACAGGUGUGUUUGAUGUAGAAGAACUGGUAGACCUCCUAAGAGAAGAGAAUGCUAAAGAUAUUGCAGUUAUCCAGGUUCCUCAAGAACUAAGAUAUGUUGACCACAUGGUUAUUGUUUCCAGCCAUUCUCAAAGACAUAUCUGUGCUCUGGCUGAGCUCAUUCGUCAAAUUUACAAGAAAAAGAAGCACAAACAUGACCCAUCAGUGAAUUUGGAAGGCAAAGGAACAGAUUGGGUUGCACUGGAUAUUGGUAAUAUCGCCUUGCACAUCAUGACCUCUGAAAUGAGGGAAGAUUAUGACUUGGAAACUCUGUGGACUGUUGGGUCACAAUAUGAUGACAAAUGCCAACAGCAAGAAGAGAACUUCAUGGAUAUGUAUAAUUUAUCUAAUCCUCUGGCUGGGUUUACAUCAUCAUCAACGUCUUUUAACAAUAAAUCACUUGAAUAAAUAUAAAUUAUUUCUCUAGAAAAUUGCUAAAGUUAUGUUUUAAAACUCAGAUAGUGGAUUGGUCAACUCCUAUUGUGUCAAUAAGUCGUCAGUUGAUAUCCCAGGGUUCCUGGUGAUGCUAGUAAUACAAGUGUUCAGUUAUCUUCCCCAAAUUGCAUUCAAGUGUCACAUGUUGAGUAAGACUGAUGCCACCCAUGCCUUUUGUAUUUGAGUAUUGGAACUGAUAAAAGCCAUGUUUUCUGCAUUUAAGAUAUACUGUACUUUUCUCCAAGACUCGCCCUGCAUCUUACAUGAUGAAAGUUAACCCUAAGGGGAUGUGGCUGCCAAUAUUGUACAGGACUACUGUAAAACCAAGACUUCCUCAUUUGACACAGUGACUCCCAGAUGACCCCAGAAUGAAAUACCUGCAUAUAUCAUAAAUUAUUAAUGAAAAAAAAAGAAAAUAAUUUUUAAAAGUUAAUUUAGGAAUUGCUAACGUCAUCACUUCAGGAUGCAGGCCGUCCAGUGACAUUCCUGUGGAUACCAAGUCAUGUCAGUAUCUUAGGAAAUGAGACAGCAGAUAGACUUGCCAACACCAGUUCUAACAAGGUUACACUGGAUUAUGUUGUCCCUCAAACAAUUUGACAACUUAGAACACAAAUUCGUCAUAAACAGAGAGAGGCUCGGGAAGCAGCAAUUCCUCUGGACCACCCGCCCACCUGGUAUGAUGUCCUCCGUAAACUUCCUGACUUCUUGGACGUGUAUGGGAAAGGGUCACGGAAGAGGGACGUGAUUGCUGCCCAACUCGUCAUCGGGUACGUUUUUGCUUGGGAGAUUGGUAUCCCCACCUCCCCCGAGUGUGUAUUAUGCAAGAGAGCAGACAGCCACACACUCAUCCAUUACAUCCUGAGAUGUCCCCACACACAACACUUCCGUGACGCCUGCUGGACCACCACUCUACGACCUACUGACGGAUGCAUGGUGCUUAUCACCUGUGUGCUGGCCAAAUAAUUUUAUAAUAAUAUUGAUUUAUUUUGAAGGAAUAUCCUUCCUUCCUUAGGCUUUAGUAAACCCCUUUGUAUUAAAAUAUUUAAUUUAUAUGUACAGUACUUGAGAUUCCUGCCAGAUGCUUCUGGUAACAUUGUACAGGAAUACCUAGUGACAGUACUAGGAUCUUAUUUCCUAUAGUAUGGAAUAAAUUGUUGAAAUUGUAAAAAAA